AGGACAUGCUACAUGACUGUAGAUCUAUUGGUUCCCAGUUUCCUCUCCCAGAAAAUUGGUAGAGGUGGAAACGAGUGCACGUAACUCGUAAAAACUUGUCUAUUAUGAUGUUUUCUCUCGAUGCUGAUUUUAUUUGUUUAACCCGCAGAGAUGUCUCGAUCACUGCUGGUUGUUGUAACCAUAUUUAUCCAACUAAUCUCCCACGAUGGAUUUUUCGUGGUAUCUCUUGCCUCCAAGACCUGUUCUGCGAAAACUGAAGAUUGCAAUUUGGCGGAAGUAGAUGCUGCACAUCCAAAACUUUUUAUGCUGGAUGGUGUUGAGGUGAAAUGAAAUUUUGAAUUUUGAUCGAGAAAAGAUGUAGCUACAUAAACAUAAACAAUUGAAAAAAUAUAUAUUUGCCUUAUCCAUGGAUUUGAUUUUUAAGGAAGGAAUGAGAAAUAUCACGUAUAUUUACCUCUCUAUCAGUAAGAUACCAAGAUAUUUACUUCGAGGCGGAGGAGUACUUCUUAUCUUACCUGUAUAGGUGUAUGCCACGAAGAGGGUUUAUAUCAAUUGGGAGAUACUGCUUAGUUUAACAGUAACUCAUCAGAGCUGAAAUUAUGAAAAGAUUUAUUACAGACAGUACAGAGGUUCCCAACAGAAGCAUAUUUGUCAACUUCUGAAACUAGCUAGUUUUGGAAUAAUUUGGUCAGAACACGAUUUUUUUCUUCUUUCCUCUCUUAUUGAAUUUGUAAAAGGUGGGACAUGUUCAGGAGGUAAAAUUGGAGGAAGGCAGAGUACACCAGUUAAUUACUAAAAGCCUUAAACCUCUUCUUUUUGGUAAGUAAUGAUCACAAGAUCACAAUUUUAUCACUAACCAUUAAGCAAUGAUUUGUAACUAAUGUGCCAGUAAGACAUUAAGGUUCAAAAUGUACCUGUUGGUGUGGCUAGGUUAAACCAAACCAAUCACAAUGGAAUGUCUGACAGGCUCUAUCAAAUCCAGUCAAAAUAUUAGGGUUUGCAUUUGAAGUCACUGUAAUAAAGUCUUAGUGUAAGACUUUGUUAUUAAACCAUAGUUUAACUACAUCUCUGCAUUUUUCUGUGAAUCAUCAUCUUGCAACCCUACAGGCAAUUUAGGUUUGUUUGAUCCUCAAUGCUAAUUCCCAACCUUGUGCCUUUAAUAAUUUCUCUUUAGGUGUACCCUUUUGAUAUCAUUAUCGUUGUUUGCCUUUCUAGAAAUACCAGAAUUUCUAAGCGAUGAGGAAUGUGAACACAUAAUCAAACUUGCUGGCAAAAAAGGCCUUUUUGAAAGCACUACCUUACCUGAUCAUGAAGAUCAUUCUGGUGAGAAUUAAAAGUGAAGGACUAUUCAGAUCUCUAGUAUGUGAAUAUAGCUUUUUUAACUCUGGUGUGGCUGGAGACAAUCUGACCACUUCAUUAGCUUACAAGAGGAGACUUCUCUUCACCUAAAUCUAUCGGCUCUAGUGAUGUCCAUUCUAGGGUCAAGGGUGUAUAUACCAAUUUAUCUCACUCCUUCUAGCUAUGCAUUAUGAAGAUGACUGGGAAAAUGUCAGCUUGUUGCUUUUGAAAAAUCAUAGAAUGACUCCAUCCCAGGAAUAAACCUUAGAGCCCUUUCAAUAAAUUGAAACCAGUUUAUACUCUUGUGUAAUGGGAAGAACUAUCAGUUCUACCAUUCUUUUUUGGACUAAUCUUUGGCUAUAUCCAAGACUUGCAAUAAACAAUUCAAUACAAGGAACUCAUUUGUCAAUUGUAAUUUUACUCCUGUUAUCCUAGAGAGAAUUUUAACCACAUUGUAGUUACAGUUUCAAGACCAGAUUAUCUGAUAAGUGGCCUCUUUACUAACCUUUUAGCUUAUAGUGAUGAGGAAAAGAAUGAAAAUUGUAAGGAUUUACUUUCCAAUGACAGAGAUAGUGAUGGCAAGAUCUCCACAGUUGAGGUAAGUCAAAAUCAGAGCUCAUAUACCUCUUUCACUUCUUAGAUCUCAAAGCUUAUUUUCAUAAAUGAUAACAGUUCUCUAAAUUCCUCUGUUGACUAGUUUUUAGAAACUGGUGUAAUAUCAGAAUAAUCUACAUUUCUUUAUUUAUUUGUGCAUUGUGAUAAGUUCUCAUUACCUGCCUGGUGAAAAUUGAUACUAUUUUAAAAUUAUGUGAAGUCAUAUUUUGAUUGGCCAAUGGGUGGAUCACGAUUGAAUUAUUAUUAUUAUUAUUAUUUAUUGAAUUAUUUCUAAAAUGGUACCUAAAUAGAUUUGUACUGAAAUUUUGGUUAAUAUGGAUAAAUAGAUUGACACUUGUUAACAAGAAACAUGGUCUCACUUUUUAGUUUUCCACCUUCAUAAAACAGGAGUUUUCAAUGUCAGUAAGUGAUGCCGAUGUGGACAUGAUGUAAGUUCAUGUGUUCAGUUCCUCUUUAACUAUUAUUUUACUGCUGUGGGCUUUUACACACAAAUUGAGUGCCUAGAACGGGCCAAGUCAUCCCUAAAUAAAAGUUCUAAUUUUUGAAAUUUUUUUUUUAAUCAGGUUGCGAAAAAUAAACUUUGAUAGAGACAGUGAUGGUAAGCUAAGUUCACAUGCUUAUAUUUUGGUUUGGUCAUUAUUGUACUAAUUAAACAAACAAAUACAUCGUCAAGUGGCUCUGAGGUGCUCAAGUUGGUCACAAUCAAAUUUCCAGGAAGCCUUUAAAGGUUUCUUUUAUUUGUAACCGUGAGAAAAUGCACUGUAUAGAAUACAUUACAUUACACAGUAUCAUAUAUAUUAUGAAGAUCAAGCUUGGACACUCUGAUGACUUAAGUAUGCUAUCCAUUGAUCUGUUAUGAUGAUGAAUGGCCAUUAUGUCAAGGCUUGGCAGGUCUUCCAGAGUGCAUCCUGUGGCUGUUCAAAGUCAGGCAAGAUCAGAUACAUAUUAUAAUUCUUUGUUUUUUGUAAUUAUUUAUUAAGCCAUGGUUGAGCUGUUGUGUCAAGGUCUCAGGCAAAAUGACCCACACAGGUUUCACUUUGCAGCUAGGAGAAAUAUGCCUCUCCCUGCCUAGGGGUAUUAGUGGUUACCAGAAAACUUACAGUGGGGGGAGGGGGGAUAACCAGCAAUGGUUUGACGAGCCAACUAGGAGAAGUAGCAAUGCUCCUAUUAAUGCUUUGGAAACUGGAAACUUCAAUGGGUGAGUAAGUCAGUCUCAUAUGCAGGCUUUAUCUUUCAAGGUUUGAUCAGUGAAAAAGAAUGCCUCAAGGGCAAUCAUGUGGCAUUUGACAAAUACAUGAGAUACCUGGAAGACAAUCAUCCACGAGAAAGGACAAGACUCAGUAAGCAGACUUGGCUGAGAGUAACAGGCAGCACCGAUCUAGUGUUAAGGGACUUGCAAAGAAGGCAGGAAAAGUGUUCUACCAUUCACUAUGUUAAAAACUAUUUCUUGUCUUAACUUUAAGGAAUAAUCAUUUUUUAAUGGAAUCCGCCUUCAUGGAAAUUUAAAAAUUCAAAAAGUGAAAACUAAUUUACCUUUCUCCUUUUGCAGAGUGAUACAGUUGACAAAACUGCCACAAUUUUUUAUUGAAAACAGCGAAGACUUACAGGUAAAAUAUGUACUCUUUGUUAAUAUAAUGGUUUGAAGUUGAUUGAAGGUCUGCUGUUAGUUGGUCAAUAGUUGGUCAAUGGUUGGCCAAUAUUCCACCCAUGGUUGGCUGACUAUGAACUAAGAGUUGACCAAUGUCUUAAUGUCCUGUCAUUCAGCUGAUGCCACUACAAGGGAAACACUAACUAAUGACUGAAUAUCAGUGGUUAUGUAGUGACAAUUGAUAAACUUUUAACUGAAAUAAUUAUCAAUAUUGAUGCAUUGCUUGAUUUAUCAAUCAGCUAUCAACUUAUUGAUUGAAUAUCAAUGGUUAUGUAGUGACAAUUGACAGACUUUCAACUGAUAUAUUGAUGGAUAUUGAUGCAUUUAUUGAUUGAUUUAUCAACUUAUUCUUUGACCAAGGUUACUUAUGCCCAACAUCUGUAAAAUGAAAAUUAUGCAAAUUAUGCAUCAGGCCUGUGCCAAGCUCAUUAAUGAAGGCUUGUUUACUCUUUUGAUCAGGUUGUCCAGUAUGGUGUUCACGGUCAUUAUCAUGCACAUUAUGACUCUACAAAUGAAUGGAAUGGUGAGGCUUCACGAUGCUGUUUUGGGAAUUACUCUGAUAAUUGCAGCUUGUGUAGGUUAGUAAGUCUAUGUUAUGAAUAGCCUCCAAUCAGUCUUAUAUUUUCAGAUAGCUUGAUUUUUUAUUUACCUCAUGGUUGAGCACUGUAAGACCUCUUGCUUAAUUUGAAAAGCUUUUCAAAUAAGUAGCAUUGUUUUUUACUUUGUGCAGAGACUAUUUCAAAUUUACCUUUUUUGAGACACGUCAAUCACUGUGUGUUACGUUACAGAUAAUAAGUAAUCAAUUGCUUAUUGUACACUUCAGUCUUGUUGACAAUAAACCUUCAGUCUGAUCAAAUGUCAGUGAAAUAUCUUUGAAACUGGCGCCGAGACCCGGGUCAACCGUAUGGCCUGCCACCCAGAGUAGCAGUAGCCACAUGUGCAUUACAUCAGACCUUUUUUCUUUCUGCCUCAGGUUUAUGACAGUGCUCUAUUACCUUAAUGAUGUAAAACGUGGUGGAGAAACAGCCUUUCCAGUUGCUGAUGAGAAAAAUAUCAACCAAACGGUAUGAGAAGCGUUCAAAGCAAUUGAGGUGAAAGGUGAAUUCACUCAUUUAAGUAGUGCUUAGGAAUUCCCUUCCAGCUUGCCAGCUAAUGAUACCUUGAAAAAUGACUACAUGAACAGUGGUACAAGAAACAAUUUUGAACGGCAAAAUAAUUAUAAUUGAAAGAAGGAUCCCUUCAGAUACGGAAAUGACUAAAGUGUUUUUUGAAAAUUAAGUCCUCCUCCCCUCAUGACCACCCCCCAAUACUGGUACAUUACUCUAAUCAACAUGGUUCUCAAACCAAGUGGGUGUUGUCAUGGGAGCCACUUGAAGUAGUAACCAGCUGUGCCAUGCAAAGUCCGUAUUUUUUCUUAGGCCACUCGACGUGAAUGAAAGAGGUUAGCGAGUGAGCAAAAGUUGGGUGAAAAUUGAGGGCAGGAAGAACGAACGAGCAUACGCCCAAAUUUAGCGCGUUUUAUCUACAACCCAUUAUACCUACUUGAUUUUUCUUACUGCCAUGGUAAUGUCAUACUUUAUUCCUUGAAACUGUGUAUAGGAAAUUGAAAAGGAAGACCGGACAAAUUUAAGCAUCCACUGCUAUGACGCUAAUGUGGUUGUACGUCCGGCAAGAGGCAAAGCUGUUAUGUGGUACAAUCACAUGAUCAGUAACGUGACUGGUUUGCUUGGAACACACGACGUACGCUCUUUACACGGAGGGUGUGAUGUCCUGGAAGGUUCCAAGUGGAUUGCAAACAACUGGAUAAAUGCACCAUUUGAAUGGAAAGAAGACAGCUGAUGGCGCUGAUUAGAAUUUAUCUCCAUUUUCGUUUGAAAUUCAACGCCAAAUUCAACGCCAAAUGAAGUCUCUCUAGAUCUUGAUGUAGAGAGUAUAUAUACUUUUGCGAUAAAAGUUGAUAUUUUGCACACAUCUCAGUGUUGUUUUCUGGUUGUUAUGAGCCCCAUAUUGUCGUCCUCUAAAAGAAAUUCUGGAAUGUGAGUGACUGACUAUAGUGGGUUAAUGGACUUUAAUAUACAAUUUGGAUUGGUCAAUGAUUUCAUAUAUUUUUUGAAACUGUGUUUCCGCAUUAACCUAGUAUUGCAUAAUCUUUCCUAAUUUGGUAUUUAAACUAUUAUUUUUUUCCCUGUUACAUAUUUUAGUGCAGAACAGCAGAACACUUAGGGACGUGUCCGAGUCCGUGAUUCACCAGUAUAUUAGUACACUUAUUUUUUGCUCUGAUUAAGGCCUUAAAAUCUUCAUAGUACAUUCGGUGAUGAAAUUCUCUCCUGAUUCUACGUCCAUAGUUUACCUCGUCCUAUCCAACUGCACUAGGUAGUGUUCAAAUAACGCGUGAAUCGAUUACAAAUAUAAGUCGUUAUUAGGACAGUUGGUUAUCACUAGUAAUUUUGUACUGUAAAAAACCUCUUCAGGCAGUCGCCUGAGCGUGCUACACUUGUCAAUCUGCUUCGCUUUUUCAGCCUUACAAGAAAUGCUCAGAAAAUUAAGCCUUUGGAUAAUAAAUAACUUAUCACACGUUUUGGUGUGUAGUAUUGUUGCUUAUUUUACUCGUUCAGUGUUUGUAAUUUUACUCACUCUACGGCCUCGUCCAAAUAAAGCAAAACUUUGUAAAAAUACUCAGUAAUACUACACACCAAAACAUCUAAUAAGAUAUGUUAUGUAACCUCAAGGAACAAGUCGAGCUUUAGUAAGUAAAAUUAUCUUCCUUUUUCACAACAUCCCUUUACCGAAUUAUCAUGGAUACGAACCAUCCUCCGGGAGAGGACGAUCUAAAUAUAAACCCGUUUCAGAAAACACCUUGUGGCAGUGACACAGUUAC
Molecule: messenger RNA, 6479 nt
Organism: Pocillopora meandrina
Lineage: Eukaryota; Metazoa; Cnidaria; Anthozoa; Scleractinia; Pocilloporidae
Source: the annotation of a GenBank genome assembly